This is a messenger RNA of Owenia fusiformis, 4652 nucleotides long. Lineage: Eukaryota; Metazoa; Annelida; Polychaeta; Sabellida; Oweniidae. The record is from the annotation of a GenBank genome assembly.
UAUGUUUUACGCUUGUUUGUGGUACAAUUUGGGGUCUCAAUAAAAACAGGUGUUUUAGAGACAUCCCGGCAUGCAAUAGAAGUUAAACAAUGCGCAUGCGCAAGUAACUACAACAAAAUAUUUCAAAAUCGAAAUUUGGAUAAUACUGCGGAAAUAUUCUAACAUGCUAAGAAAUACAGAGAAACAUCUUAAUCACUGGCAGAUAGACUGAAGAUGACAGAUUCCGAUACUACAUCAGCUCUUACAUCAGAGCGUAGUCAUGGUGAUGAUGGUGACACUGACCUUGAGUCUGAAAACACAGAAACUUCAGAACAAGAGGAUCAUGCCAACAUUGUAUGGACUGGGUCAGGCAAGAAGACGCCAGUCAUUGUCUUCAAGGCGGAUGCUCUCAUCAAGAAAAAACCUGAGCUAAAAUCAAUUGGAGAGAGAUAUCACCUGGCCUACAAAAUGGUGAAAACUGAAUCAAAGCUCAUCAGAUCUGUUCUCGGAGCCCAUGGCUUCCAUGAAGCCCAUCCAAACAGCCCAGACUUCAACCUAAUGUGGACUGGGAGCCACCUUAAACCAUACACUCUAAGGUCCCUACAGGAAUUCCAGAAAAUAAACCAUUUUCCAAGGUCGUAUGAGAUCACAAGGAAAGACAGGUUGUACAAGAACAUACAGAGAAUGCAGCAAACCAAGGGGAUGAAACAUUUUGACAUUCUACCUCAAAGUUUUAUCACUCCGGCAGAGUUCCAAGAUUUCUGCUCUGCCUUUCUCAAGGAAAAGGGCCCUUGGAUAGUCAAGCCUAUAGCAUCAUCAAGGGGGCGGGGCAUAUUUCUUGUCAAUCAUCCGGAGCAAGUCCCCUUGGAUGAAACACUUCUUGUUUCCCGCUACGUUCCAAACCCAUUUGUAGUAGAUGGCUUCAAGUUUGACAUCCGGCUCUACGUUGCGGUCACAUCUUAUGACCCACUGCAGAUUUACAUGUAUGAGGAGGGGCUGACGAGAUUUGCGACUGUGAAAUACGACAAAGCAGCGAAGAAUAUACGAAAUAAUUGCAUGCAUUUAACCAACUACAGUAUCAACAAGAAAAGCAAUGAUUUUGUGAAAAAUGACGAUCCUGACAUAGAGGAUUAUGGCAAUAAAUGGUCGCUAGGUGCAUUGUUGCGCUAUCUCCGUAACCAGGGUAAAGACACAACUGCACUCAUGAUGAGAAUAGAAGACGUCGUUAUUAAAACUCUUUUAGCGGCUGAGCUUCCUAUCGCAACUGCGUGUAAAAUGUUUAUGCCUUUUAGGGGCAACUGCUUUGAGGUGUAUGGGUUUGACAUCCUGAUAGAUGAUAAUUUGCGUCCUUGGAUUCUAGAGGUCAACUUGUCUCCCUCAUUAGCAUGUGAUUCCCCUCUGGAUUUAAAGAUCAAGUCACAUAUGAUAUCCGAGUUAUUCACCCUGACAGGUUUCAUGUGCCAAGACCCCAUGACAAGAAAUAUGCAGAGUAAACGAAAUCAAGAUGUGCUGACAAAAUCUAAACGUCAGCGCCCUCUAUCUGCAAGUUCCAACAUUAGUGUCAACAACUUGGCGAAAAAGAGUGCAGCAUCGUCAUCGCAGAAUCCUCUUACGGGGGAGGAAAUACGGAUUGUUAGAAGAGCCAAGGAGGAGCACGCAAGAAGGGGAGGAUGGAUCAGAAUAUUCCCAUCCCCAGAUUCCUGGGACCUUUACGGGGCAUUUAUGCAGUUCACAACAACAAACAACCUAAUGCUACAUCAACAGCUAUUUCCAGAUAGGGCACGACCUGCCUCCAGCAAGCCUUCAAGCUCAGGGACCCAUUCUUUGCUUAGAGUCAAGAACCUGCAUAUGUUUAAGCCUGACCCUCACCUUGCAAUGGAUUUUGAAGAGUUAAAGGCUCACGCUCAUCAAAGAUCCAUACAGUAUGAAAGGAAGAUAAGCAGUCUUGGCACAGGGAAGAAAAACAAGAACCACAAGAGAAGACAAUCUGCCCCUGCAGGGGCACCUUCAGGCGAUUCUCACACUGUUUAUAGAGGUAUGCUUUUACAAGGAGAGCCAGUAGACACAACACAAAUACCAACGCAGAAACAAUCUCAACUGAAAACUCAGCCAAUAACACAGGCCAGGAAGCCACCACCCGCACCCCCUAAGUUACGAACCCCUAGCCCUGAGGAACCACCCCCACCCCCCAAGGUUGAGCCCCCACCCCCUAAACCUGUGACUCCACCUCUUCCUCCCCCUCCACAGUACAAUAUAGUCGAGGUACUGGAAAGUGGGGGAGCACUAAGUAAAGUGCAAGCAAGGUACGCAUUUGCGAUGUAUCUGAUGCGGGUCCAGGAGCGCCUCGUGAAAGAAACUGGCAGUCUUGAGUCAGACGAUGGAGAAACUGCCAAUGAGCAAAUGGAUCUUGUUCUAAGAUUUCUGAAGCGAGCAGCUGGGAACCUGCAACAGCCAUUUAAAGUUAUCGUACCCAGUCGGAAACUACCAAUCAAUGAUCGACGGAGAAUUUUGGCAAAACAAUUGGGAGAUUUUGUUCACAUUUAUAACAAGGAGACUGAACAACUGAAGCAACGCAGGCUGAUAGAAAAGAAGAUGAAGCGAGACAAUGUCAAAGAGGAUAAACUAAGGGAUGAUAAAUUCACACAUUUUGUGGACAGGGCAAGUGAAAGUGACUUGGAAGAAGUUCUUACAACAUAUACAAAGCUGAAUAAAUCAGCCAGUAUUUUCCUGGGAAGUAAUUCCAAUACCUCAUCACACUCAAGGCCGUCGUCUGCACAGAGAGGUCAAGGUCAUCUUACAAAGAGCCAAUCAGAAUCCAUGAUACAUAAAAGGAGGGAAGGGGAUGGAUCUGAAAAUCCUUCUGAACCAAAAGAGGCACCAUCAUAUUGGACUAAAACAGAGCCCGUAAUCGAUGCCUCAAUGCGCCCCCCUUCGGGUCACAUUACAACAGCUAGUGGCAACCCUUUGUCAUCCUAUGCAGGAGCAGUACAGAUCUACAGUAGUAAGGUGACCAGUCAGGGUCCAUCAGUGAAACAACGACCACUGUCUGCAAGCAGUCACAGAUCGUCUGCAUCUAGAGUGGGUAUUAAUAGACCUUCCUCAGCAUCAAGUCAAAGAAAUGCUGCCCAUUCACACGCAACUACAUUACAGCAUAGAGAGAGGCCAGACGGCAGCUCAGCACCUGAUGACUACGCAGCUGAUAACGAGGCUAUGAACUCUGCAUUACAACGUCUUGCAAUCCGCCAGAGAACUCGUCAAUACUCCGCCAAAGGCGCUAAUAUUCUACAGGCCCCUAAACCUAAGAAAAUAGAGUCAACAUCUACUGCUUUAAUAGACACUAUGAACAAAGACUCUCAAGGAGAUGGUGAUAAGGGGUCUUCUUGGAAUGCUGAUAAGGGGUCUUCAUGGACAUCACAAUCUCAAGCCCGGGCACAUAGCGCAGGGAGUGGAGCAACACAAGCAAGUUUAGAAUUCAGAAGUUUUAAUAAAUCAAAUAAUAGCCAUGUACAAAGGACUAUAUCUGAAGAUGUCUUAAUAGACCAAGUGCAACAUGCACAAACUAGAUCGGACAGUGCUGAUGAAACGUUUAACAGUUUUAUAGAGGAUAGCACUGGCGCAGAACCCCAGCAAAGCCCAAGAUGGCAAAAUGAACUCAUAGCCGCUUAUAAUCAUGUUACAGGUGUCGCCCCUUCUGAGUCAUAUAACCCAUCAAAAACAAGUACACAGUAUUCAAUGGCAAGUGCGAAUCAUACAAAACAACAACAAAUGAUCCAGCAAAGUAAAAAUUUGCUUCAACAGAGCAAGGCGAAGCAUCAAGCAAUGAUUGCACAGGCACAUAUGGCGAGAAAAUCAAAAGUACACGGUGACCAUGAAGGGGAUUUACAGGGUGACCCAGAAAGUGCUCUUCAGAAAUAUGCACCUAAGCCACCACCUGGAAGGCCCUCUGGGGAUAAAAAAUCCGGGAGCACACAUAGACUUGCCAGAGCUGCUGUACAAGAUGACAAUGUUUAUGGUACUAAUUUCUACAGCAACUUGAGUUAUGAUACAGCAACGGGAAAGUCCAAAUCAUCAAAUAUUUCCUAUAACUCAGGCUAUAACGCAGGGACGGGCUGGUGAUCAAUCCUUAUGAGAUGUUAUUGAACCAUUCCAGUAUAUCAGGCCACCAUAGCUCCAUGGGGAAUUCUGGGAAAUACCUCCCUUGAACAUCCCUAAUUCAUUGAGGACUCAGAAGGCAGGACAUUCCAGUUUUAUGCCAAACAAUCAUUUAGUGGAUUAUGUGAAAUAUUGCCCCUCAUCAUUUCAGUAUAGCAGGUAGCCAAUAAGCUCCCUGGAGAGUUCCAGGAGACCCCUUCCCUGAUAAGCCAAGUUUUAUGUAAACUCAGUGGAGGCUUCUGGGAAACACCUUCCUUCAGCAUUCCGGUCUUGUACCAGGCAACAAGUGUACAAAGGAUGAUGAGGGAAUUUUCAAUAAGGCAGUCUUGGAAAUGUCUACUGACUGAACAUUUCACUACCAGACAAUCAUAACUCAGUGAAGGAUUAUGGGAUAUAGUAACCUUCACCAGAAAUCAAUUUGAGUGUCUCAACUAAGAGUUCUAUAGGAGAUUAUUGGAACCAUGUGUACCUCCCCAGAAAAUUUCAGUGUCAUAGAGGAUUCUUGAUUAACUAAAAAAGGG